UAAGUUUAAAUUCAGUGGUUGGGGAGAGGCGUGUGUGUGACGUCAUUGACUGGCAUGUGUCAUGUGACUCUUUGUUGACAUCGAGGCAGCAGAAUCAAGAUGGCGGCGCGGUGGAGCAGCGAGAAUGUGGUGUUGGAGUUUCGCGACGCACAGGCAACCACCAUGUCUGUGGACUGUCUGGGCUCCCAUGCUGUGCUGUCUGGGCGGCGUUUCCUGUACAUGGUCAACUUGGAGGCGCCGUGUGAGCUGGCGAGGAAGAUGGCUCGCCACAGUAAGUGGGACGUGGGCACGGUCCAGUGGAACCCUCACAAGUCCCACUCGCAUAUCUUCGCCGCCUCGAGCAACCAGCGUGUGGACUUAUAUUCAUGGAAGGAUGGCAGUGCCGGAGAUGUCCACACGUCCCUGCAAGGACACACGAGAGUAAUCAGUGAUCUGGACUGGUCGUGCUUUGAAGCGGAGUUCCUGGUCACCAGCUCCGUGGACACAUACAUGUACAUCUGGGACACCAGAGACACGCGGAAGCCCGCUGUGGCUCUGUCUGCUGUUGCGGGUGCGUCUCAGGUGAAAUGGAACCGCAGGAACCAGAACCUGCUGGCGUCCAGUCACGAUGGUGAUGUUCGCAUCUGGGACAGAAGGAAGCCCAACACGGCUGCCGAGUACGUGGCGGCCCACUUGUCCAAGAUCCACGGUCUGGACUGGCACCCGGACAACGAGUUCAUCCUGGCCACGAGCAGCCAGGACAACUCAGUAAGGUUUUGGGAUUACAGACAGCCCAGGAAGUACCUGAACAUCCUUUCGUGUCAGGUGCCAGUCUGGAAGGCUCGCUAUACGCCGUUCUCCAAUGGCCUGGUCACAGUGAUGGUCCCUCAGCUGAGACGCGAGAACAGCCUUCUUCUGUGGUCCACGUUGGACCUCAACAGUCCAGUCCAUGCCUUUGUGGGACACGACGACGUCGUUCUUGAGUUCCAAUGGAGGCCGCAGAAGGAAGGUCAGUGCACGCUAAGGUCGAGGCUCCACCUCUUUUCGCGACUGGGUCAGUGCACUUCCUUGUUUGUGUCCUGUGUCUCAGGUACUAAAGACUACCAACUGGUCACAUGGUCCAGAGAUCAGACUCUGAGGAUCUGGCGGGUGGACCCUCAGCUGCAAAAGCUGUGUGUCAGCGACUUGGCAGACGACUUGAUGGAGGGAAUGUCUCUCAACAUGGAUACGGACAAGUCGCUGACGUCCAAUGACCCUGACGGACAACACACCAGAAUUCCUGCUGGACAACACCUGCACGAUCAAGAUGGCGUGGCAGGCUCGGGUGGUCGCCUGGACUCAGCUGCGUCGUCAAGUCUCCCUCAGACGCUACAGCAGGAAUUCUCUCUGGUCAACCUGCAGAUCAGGAACGUCAACGUGGAGGUGAGCCGUGGACAGACCGAGAUGAAACAAUUUGGAGGACGUGGAGAUUCCAACGUUAUUUUUUGGGGGUGGCGGGGACAGAUGGACGCGAUGAACUGCAGCUGUGUGGUGUCGGCUCAUUUUGGGAGUCAUCAGGUUCGACUGCUGAUGAAAUUCCCAGGACAAUAUCCCAACAACUGCGCCCCUACCUUCCAGUUUGUCUCCCCGACGACCAUCUCCACCGCAAUGAAGAGCAAGAUCCACAAAAUCCUCACCGACAUGUCCCUGCAGAAGGUCAAAAGGAACCAGAACUGUCUAGAACCUUGUGUCCGACAGCUCGUGUCCUGUCUCGAGUCGGACAUGACGCAGGAUGACAGUCCGUCCUCAGGCCCCUUCGUCCUGUCCAAUCCUGUCGCUCCAGCGCUGCAGGCGUUUCCUCGAGUCACCAACACAUAUGGAUCAUACCAGGACGCCAACAUUCCCUUCCCCCGCACAUCAGGGGCUCGGUUCUGUGGAACCGGCUGUCUGGUUUACUUUACACGACCGAUCACCAUGCACCGCUCAGCCCCACCCACUGAGCCCACUCCAAGGUCCCUGUCAGCUCUGUCGGCCUAUCACAGCGGUGUGUUGACCCCCAUGAAGAUCCGCUCGGAGUCUCAGAGCGCUCUGCGUCUAUACAGCAGCAGUCCAACUCGCUCGGACAAAGACACCGUGUCCAUCUCGUCCUUCUACUACAAAGAGCGGAAAUCUCGCCGCUUUAAGACCAAGAGGGACGGGGCAGACUACGGUAGUCGGUCCAUCAAGUUGGCAGGGAAGGUGAUCAUCCAGGAAAUCUCCUGCCUGCUUCCUGUCCACAAAGUCCUUGGAGAGAAUUACAUUCUGAACAUGCGUGACAUCCAGGACACGUGUCAGAAGAAUGCAGCCGCCGCGCUGGCAGCCGGACGUAGAGAUGUAGCCAAGGUGUGGGCUUUGGCAUCUGCAGCAACAAGUCGUGACCUGAGUCCAGACUCAGACCCCGACACGAACGCUCCUUGGGCGAGUCAUCCGUUUGGUCGCCACCUGCUGGACACUCUUGUGGACCACUACAGUCACAUGAGUGACGUUCAGACUCUCGCCAUGCUGUGCAGCGUCUUCACAGACUGUCACCCGCCACACGGUCCGUCACAGUCUCGCUCCCCCGUGUUCCUGCCCCCUCACUCACGCUACCCCAGCUUCACCUCCGAGCUGACGUUCCCGUCCGUGUCUCGGGACUCUGAGCACGCCAACUCCUGGAGCGAGUCCUCCCCCGAAGACGGUCGCUAUAGCAACCAGGGUUGCGCUGACCCACGCGAACGCGAGAGCGAGCAGCACGACAUGAACAAGAGACUUCUGGACCCCACCAACACGCUGCAGUUUGACGACUUCAAGAAGUGUUACAGUGAAAUCUUGUACCGCUGGGGCCUCCGAGACAAACGAGCCGAUGUUCUCAAGUUUGCUUCCUGUCCGCCGGAACCGCACCAAGGCGUCGAGUUUGGCGUGUUCUGCUGCCACUGUCGCAGUCAGGCGCGGGGGACGCAGUGCGCCGUGUGCAAGCGCCUCACCUUCCAGUGCGCCGUGUGCCAUGUGGCCGUGCGGGGCUCCUCCCACUUCUGUCUCAGCUGCGGUCACGGCGGGCACACGGGUCACAUGAUGGACUGGUUCCGCCACCAGGACGAGUGCCCGGCGGGCUGCGGAUGCCGCUGCCUGCAGCAGAGUGUCUUCUGAUGAGCCUUGCAUUGUUGAUGAUACUGUUGUUUAUUUACCGCUGUCAAACAAUAAAAAACAAACUUUCUUCAAAUGAUGAUGUCAUCAGUUCAGUUUUUCCCUAGGACACGUGAAAACAGUGCUCAGAAAGUUCCAAUGUGAUGGGGUCACAGGUCACUUUGCUGCCAUUU
Messenger RNA from Dunckerocampus dactyliophorus (ringed pipefish), 3293 nucleotides. RefSeq names its product WD repeat domain 59 (gene wdr59). The record is from RefSeq and is a predicted model, not a curated record. Gene Ontology annotation, molecular function: protein binding. The transcript has 23 exons. Bases 100 to 3123 code for a protein of 1007 amino acids. Lineage: Eukaryota; Metazoa; Chordata; Actinopteri; Syngnathiformes; Syngnathidae.